Messenger RNA from Bactrocera oleae (olive fruit fly), 1347 nucleotides. RefSeq lists its product as uncharacterized. NCBI's taxonomy places the organism in Eukaryota, Metazoa, Arthropoda, Insecta, Diptera, Tephritidae. The record is from RefSeq and is a predicted model, not a curated record.
AUGUCAGUGGGCGGGGUGUACGCAACGGAGGUGGUCGUAAAUUUACAUGAAUCGCAAGUUCAGACGACCGGAUGUGUCGUUGAUGUCUCAGUAAAUGAUUUAAGUAAUAUUCACCAAAAUAAGUUAUUAGAAAAAUCCAAAGAAAGCAACAAAGAAAACACAAGUAAAGAAGCGCCAACUUUGCGGAUUUUAAGCACAGAGCUGAACAGUAGUGAAACCAGCAAUUUAACUGAGAGUGAAUUGUUGUCUAAGCGCGCACGCAAUUUGCCCAACAUGGGCAUCAUGUCAAAGCGGCCGAUAACGCUUUUCGCGCCCGAGUCGAAGCCUUUUAAUAUACUCAGUCAACUGCAACUGGAUGAAAUACACGACGCUCAAGAGCAGCUUCUGCUCAAUCCGGAACAACUAAAGGCAGUUAAGAAAUUGAAAAAGAAAAAAAAGAAGAAGAAGAAGAAAAAGAAGAAAAACAAGAACAAAAAGAAACCGAUCGGUGAGGACGCCACCAUAUUCUAUACUCAGCUCACCACAAAGCGACCUCAUUACUAUCACACGAUUACAACCACCAAAGUGCCGAAAAAAGUCAAGUAUAUCGUGCGCAAAAAGAGCACGCUAAAAAAGAAAAAGAAAGAAUAUCUGAAUCACUUGAAGCAUGUUCUCUACCCGUUCAUCAAGUUUAUCGCCUUCUUUACGGUACUCAAUCCAUUCACAUUGAAAGUGUUCCUCUUUGCGCUCAUUUCACCAGUUGUCUUUGGGUUUCUGGGCUUUAUGGCGCUUAGCUUUAUGGUAAAACCGGGACUUCAUCUACUUUUCGAUGUGAAAAAGCGCGUGGACAUCAUCAAGCAAAAGAAAUGGCGUGAGAAAAUACGACGUGAACGUUGGCGCCACGGCCGUCGGCCGAUCACCAUACAUAAGCACUACUAUAAGAAUGUGGUUUUGCCACAACCACACAAACCGAAGCCGCCACCGCAUAUAUUGUCGCAUCCACCACCGCCGAGUUGGCCCGAGUGGGUGCGUUCGGAUCAAAUUAAUUUCAAACCAAAACCGCAGCUUCAAAGCCUACCGAAAGGGAUCUAUCGGAACGAACAUCAUGAACGAUUUCGACCGAAAAAUUUACGCUUUAAUCCAAUAUUGCCUGAGGUUAACGACGAAAUCGAGAACUGGCCUUAUGGAUCAACGCCAUUCGGUGCAAGACCACCACCGAAAAUUGAACACGAAUCAUUCCAGUUUAAACGCCCACGUCCAAAGUUGCGUCAUCGCAAUCACUUUGUUCCGCCACAUUACGGGAAGACAAAUGCCAGUUCACUUUCUCCAAGCGUUUCUGCAGAUUUUGAGGAUGCCUCCUUUUUGUAG